AUGAGCAACCCCGGCCAAGGCUUCGAGUACCCCCCCAGUGCCGUCACAUGGCUCAAGCGUGAUGCCCUCCUGUUCGCCAACUCGAUCGGCGCAACCGCCCAGGACGAGCUGCACUUUCUCUACGAGCUGCACCCCGACUUCAAGGUGUUCCCCACCUACUCCAUCAUCCUGCCCUUCAAGAAGACUUCCUCGGAUGUGAUUGACUUUUACGCCUCGCAGCGCGCAGUCCCCAUCCCCGGUGUGCCCCAGUUUGACUCGAAGCGCGUCGUCGACGGCCAGCGUUCCAUCAAGUUCCUCAAGGAGCUGCCCACCUCGUCUGAGGGCCGCCAGUUUGAGAUCCGUCAAAAGGUGACGGGCGUCUGGGACAAGGGCAAGGCCGGCACUGUGCUGGACACGCAGAUGGACCUUGUCGACAAGACCAACGGCGACGUGUACGCGUCCAUCACUGGCUCGGCCUUCUUCGUCGGCCAGGGCGGCUGGGGCGGUCCCAAGGGUCCCGCGACCCCCAACUACCCCCCGCCAGCGGGCAAGACGCCCGACGCGACGUUCGAGGUCCAGACCACCAAGGAGACGGCGCUCCUCUACCGCCUGAACGGCGACUACAACCCGCUCCACGCGACCCCCGAGCCCGGAAAGCAGAUGGGUUUCGGCGGCGAGAUCAUCCACGGCCUGUACUCGUGGAACUCGACCGCUCACGGUAUCCUCAAGGCUGUGGGCGGCUCGGACCCGGCCAACAUCAAGGAGUACCAGGCGCGUUUCGCGUCGCCCGUCAAGCCCGGAGACAAGCUCGUGACCAAGAUCUGGCGCACCGGCACCGUCGACAAGGACGGCUUUGAGGAGGUCCGUUUCACCACCGAGGUUGCCGGCGGCAAGGUUUGUCUCUCGAACGGCCGCGCGCUCCUCAAGGUCGUCGGCCCUGUCAAGAGCAAGCUCUAG
This is a messenger RNA of Apiotrichum porosum, 936 nucleotides long. RefSeq lists its product as uncharacterized. The record is from RefSeq and is a predicted model, not a curated record. Lineage: Eukaryota; Fungi; Basidiomycota; Tremellomycetes; Trichosporonales; Trichosporonaceae. The transcript is spliced from 3 exons. The coding region runs from base 1 to 936 and encodes 311 amino acids. Gene Ontology annotation, cellular component: peroxisome.